Hyphopichia burtonii NRRL Y-1933 is the source of this 858-nucleotide messenger RNA. RefSeq lists its product as uncharacterized. The record is from RefSeq and is a predicted model, not a curated record. The transcript has a single exon. Bases 1 to 858 code for a protein of 285 amino acids. Gene Ontology annotation, biological process: mitochondrial proton-transporting ATP synthase complex assembly. Gene Ontology annotation, cellular component: mitochondrial inner membrane. Lineage: Eukaryota; Fungi; Ascomycota; Pichiomycetes; Serinales; Debaryomycetaceae.
AUGAACCAUAUUGGAUUGAGGGCAUUCAGUCAGUCUGCUAGGCUGAAGGCGGCACCUAGGUUUACAAAGACCUUGUCUGAAGCGAGUAAACCACCAUUACAAAAACCCCAUGUUAUCUUAAGACCAUUUGGAUUAGAAGAAGCUAAGCUUUUGAAUAAGAAAAGUUUUGAUAUAGCUAGUCUUAAUGUCAGAGAGCUUUUAUUUGAUAAGGAGUUGAAAGAAGCCAGACAAGCACAAUUAGAUUAUGAAAUCAAACAUUCACCAUUCUACGAAUCCAAAUCGUUUACUAAUACUAAUGGUAAGAUCUUUACUCCACCAGUAUCAUAUUUCCGUAAUGACAAGGCCAAGUAUUUCCCUGACUUUGUGGGAAAUACCUUAGUGAAUAGAAAUCAACAAUUUUCAUCAUUAUUAUCCGAGCAUAUAAGUAUUGUUCGUAUCUAUUCAACGAUAUCUGGGGAAAAAUGUGCUGAUACUUAUUUUAAGAAUGCAACCAAAAACUAUCUCACCAAAGACUACAUGGAAUUCCAAGAAGAGUUUCCUCAUUCACAAAUAGUUGAUAUUAAUAUCCCUCAAAAUUGGUUAAAGGGGUUUUUUGUCAAGCUAUCCCAAGGUAACAUUAGAAAACUUGUGCAUUCCGCUAGACAUGACAAAUACUUUAUUGUCCCCACUCGUGUUUUCCCGUUUGAUGUGAAAGAGGCUCUUCUUUGUGACAAUGCUUGUUCAGGGUACAUCUACAUUGUUGAUCGAGAAGGUAAAAUAAGGUGGGCCACUAGUGGGUAUGCCAAUGACGAAGAAAUUAAAAUUAUGCGUAAAUGCUUGAAAGGCUUAGAAAAUGAAAUGCUUCAGUCUACCGAGUAG